Oryctolagus cuniculus (rabbit) is the source of this 567-nucleotide messenger RNA. The record is from RefSeq and is a predicted model, not a curated record. NCBI's taxonomy places the organism in Eukaryota, Metazoa, Chordata, Mammalia, Lagomorpha, Leporidae.
AUGAACGUGGAAACGCCAUGGGUGCUCGCGACUCUCGGCCUCGCCGCCCGCAGCCAGGCGCCGACCGCUUUCUGCGAGCUCAGUAGCCCACAGGGGCUGCCCGCGCCCAAGCCCACGCCCGCCAGCGCUGCACCUCCACACCCGGCCCCGCCCCUGGCCCCGCAGAGCGCCGCCCCGGCCACGCCCCGAGCCCCGCCCCGCACACAGCCGGGCCCUAUCCUCGCCCUUUCUGGAACAGGCCCCGCCCCACGCCCACAGUCCCGCCCCCAGCCACGCCCCCGACUCCGCCUGAGCUGCUCCGCGUGCCCUGUCCGGUUGCUGCGGGACUGCCAGCUGCACCGGGAUCUUUGUGCAGGCGGUGUGGCGCCAAGGAACCAAGGCGCGCCGGUGGAUCCUGGGGUCGGGAUGCCGGCUCCGUCCCGGUGUCGAAGGCCCUGGGGGCAGAACCGGUCAGCUGCUAGUCUGGCUGAGGCGCCGCUCAGAUGCACACGGGUUUCUCCGUCGACGUUACUGGUAGUGUCUGCGGACCCUCAAUCACUGCCGGCAAACGCACAGCACUUGGAAUGA